This is a messenger RNA of Hemiscyllium ocellatum (epaulette shark), 2439 nucleotides long. It is a transcript of the gene serpine2, whose product is annotated as serpin peptidase inhibitor, clade E (nexin, plasminogen activator inhibitor type 1), member 2. The transcript is spliced from 9 exons. Gene Ontology annotation, biological process: negative regulation of plasminogen activation; negative regulation of endopeptidase activity. The coding region runs from base 143 to 1336 and encodes 397 amino acids. Gene Ontology annotation, molecular function: serine-type endopeptidase inhibitor activity. The record is from RefSeq and is a predicted model, not a curated record. Lineage: Eukaryota; Metazoa; Chordata; Chondrichthyes; Orectolobiformes; Hemiscylliidae.
GAUUCGGAUACUGGCUGAAACCACUAUCAGAAGGAUUGGGAUUUUGAAUGAAUUCCAGAUUUUGUGGAGGCUCCGACCGCUGGCUAUUCCUACUUGUAAGGAGGGGACAAGAGAUAUCUAUCAAGACUAAUAGUGAAUCACAAUGGGCAAAGUAGGCAUCUUGAUCAUCCUCGGUGUGCUUAUAGAAUCUGUUCACUGUCAGUGGAAGCACACUCAAGUAUCAGAAUUUGGGUCAGACCUGGGGAUGAAGAUUUUCAAUCAUGUCGUUAAUUCCAAUCCAACAGAAAAUACAAUAAUGUCUCCCCAUGGAAUCACUUCUGUUCUUGGGAUGCUACAACUAGGUGCUGGUGCAAGAACAAGACAACAAUUGAAUAUUGCUCUGAAAUACAACUCUUAUGGUAUUUACAAAAAAAUCAAAAAGAUACAUAAGUCUUUAACUGAGAGCAGAAAUCAGGACAUAGUAACUAUUGCCAAUGGAUUAUUUGCACCCAGUGACUUUGCAAUGGAACAAUCCUUUCUUAGAAAGAUUCAAGUUUUGUAUCAAGCUGCAGUGAGAAAUGUGCAUUAUGAAAAUCCUGUGGAAGCCGCAUCCACAAUCAACUUGUGGACUAGGAAUCAAACUAGAGGUAUGAUUACAAAUCUAAUUUCUCCAUCAAUGCUCAGUGAAACCACCAGGCUAGUGGUGGUCAAUGCACUUUUUUUCAAGGGUUUGUGGAAGUCACGGUUUCUCCCAGAAAAUACGCGCAACAGGGAUUUUUAUGCAGCUGAUGGAAGUGUAUAUCAAGUUCCAAUGAUGUCCCAAAAAGCAACCUUCAGUUUUGGUAUGGCCAUCACACCAACUAAUGUGAAAUAUUAUAUCCUUGAACUGCCAUACCAUGGAGGCACUAUCAGUAUGUUUGUUGUUGUUCCUGAGGAGUAUAAUAUCCCACUUUCUACAAUAACUCCUCACCUUGAUAUACAAUCUAUACAUGCCUGGAAGCGAAUCAUGAGAGAAAAGAAACUUGAUAUUGCUUUACCCAAGUUCACUGCUGAGGCAGAGAUAGACUUGGAGAGACCCCUUUCAGCUCUUGGAAUCACUGAUAUGUUUGAUAGAACUAAAGCAAAUUUUGGGAAGAUUUGCAGAUCUGGUGAACUGUAUGUUUCUCAGGUACUACAAAAGGCUAAGAUUGAAGUGAAUGAAGAUGGAACUAAAGCUUCAGCAGCAACAGCUGCAGUUAUGAUGGUAAAAUCUUUGAGGAUUAUUCCUUCAUUUGUGGUGAACAGACCAUUCAUCUAUAUUAUAUGGCACAAUCCUUCAGGGACAGUCCUCUUUAUUGGACAAGUUUCAAGACCUUAAGCCAAUUUCAAUAGGACACGUUUCAAAUGGUUUUCUACUAUAAAUGCAGGAAAUGUCAAAUUGCUGCCUUCCAAGUGGCUUGGUGAAAUGCAGUGCUAAUAUUUACAACACUGACUUUAAGAAAGGAACAAUGGCGUAUACUCUUUGCUGUGCAUUGAAUGUUUAAUUGUAGUUUUUAUCUUUUAAAGUUGUCUGUAUUCAGUGUCCUCUUAUACAAAUGCAGUAUUGCACCUGAGGAACACUAAGCAUAUGAGGGACUUUUUUUUUUGACCAAGUAUUAUUGGUAGAAAAACAAUUGUGAAAUGUUACAUGAAAAUGUUGAAUUUUAUUUGUUUGGGAUAUGAUCAAAUUGCCUGAGUGAGAAACUAAAUCUUAAAGAUCAGACUUUUUUUUUCAAAGAAAUCUGAAGUGUUUUUCCACAAUUUUGGAUGUACUUCUGUUGUGUAGAACAAGCACCUUUUGAUUUAUGUUGGAAAAUUACCCACCAUCCCCAUUCAUGGAGAUUCUAAAGUUAUUUCAAUUGUAUGAUGUGGGGGAAUGUUUAGCAAACCAUGUAGAGUUGUACGGUAAUUCAUACUCUUCUCCAGGCUGAACUUUAACCAGUUUGGUAAAUACUUUAGGGUAUAAAGUCUAGAAUUUGACAACUAUGAUGUGUAAGUUGCUUCCCAUCUGUCUUUUCAAUAGUAAAAUUUCUAAUUCCUGGAAGCAAGUCAAAUUAUCUGACUAAAUGCUGGAGUAAUAGUAUAUUAAUUCCAACACAAGGAGUUAAAUGUGGGUUGCUGAAUAUUUGUAGCCAGGCCUUGCUAUUUUAAAGAUGUUAUGCAAUUUGAUUGUAAAGAAUGAGUUUAUGCUAAAAUAGUUGUUCAUGACCAAUAACUUCCCUUUUAACUGCUAAUACAAUUGCCCUACCUGGAUGUUGCUGCCUCACCGCUCAUUUGUGGAAGUGCAUAAACAUACUUUGUAUUCUCCUACAUGUAUGGUAUGAAGAUAUUUUAAAUGCUCUUGACUUUUCAUUAUAAAUGGGAGCUCUGGUUUAAGAUGUAGGUUUUUGUGCUGACCUAAUUUUGAAUAGAACACUUGACGUUUCCAUUCAUUUCAUUUUA